Messenger RNA from Rasamsonia emersonii CBS 393.64, 1125 nucleotides. RefSeq lists its product as uncharacterized. Lineage: Eukaryota; Fungi; Ascomycota; Eurotiomycetes; Eurotiales; Trichocomaceae. The transcript has a single exon. The coding region runs from base 1 to 1125 and encodes 374 amino acids. The record is from RefSeq and is a predicted model, not a curated record.
AUGAAAAAGAAAGAAGUCUACACCAACGUCACCCCCCUCCCCUCCUUCAUCCCCCGCCAGCUUGCCAUCGACAUCCUGCACAGUCACAGCGAGAUCAUCACCCUGAAUCCCCUCGUGCUCGAACACCACCCCAUCCCCGCGCCUCGCGAUGCCCCUGCCGACGAAUACUACUCCACCUGGUACGAGAUCACCGAGCGCAUCCAAUACGUCCCCGGUCUGGGCAAGAUCGGCUCUGGCAAGAUCAGCUUUCGCGGGUGCUUCCACGACGUCCCGUGGGGACUGCAGACGCACAUCUACGCUCCCCUGGGCGUCGACUUGCGCAAUAACUGGCGCGUAGCUGGCAACCAGCCCGGCGAGCCGCCGGAGCCUCGGGAGCUGGGCAUCGGUGCCCCCGCGGAUGGCCUCUACCUGCGCGAGGACAUCGAGAUCAAGUGCAAUGUGACGCUAGUGUCGUUUGUCAAGGCGCAGCUCAAGGCGUCAACCAAGGUGCUGGUGGAUCGGUUGAUCAAGAAGGCAGAGCUGCUGGAUGCGGGCAUGCUGCAGGCCAUGAUGGACAAUAAUGGCAAGCUGAAGACCAUCAAUCCGGCCGAUCGGUCGGAGGAGUCGAAGCAACGGCAGCGGCAGCUGCUGCAACGAUCGCAGUCGAUUUCUUCCCAGGGGUUGCAAUACCCGGCAUCUCCCACGGUUGGCGAUUAUAAUCGCCCGGGGACAGCUGGCGAGCAUACUCCCCUCCAGUACCGAUCGAUCAUGAGCCCGGGUCCCAUCGCCAUGGAGCUCCCGGGCGAUAUGCAUUACCAUCAGCAGCAGCAGCAGUCGCCUUACUCCCCCAAGCAGACGAUGUUCCUUUCCUCCGACCGAUCCGACAGCAAUAACACCGCCAGUAGUAGCGUGUGGUCGUCCGACUACCAGCAAUGGCUCAGCUCGCGGCCAACAUCCUAUUCCUGCUCCGAUACCAGCGGGUUUCGCUCUCCGGGGCUAGGAGUAGGAAUCGAUCAGAAGACAUAUUUUGCGGCUGAAUUGCCUGCGAUGUCAGAGAGCAGAGAGGAGCAAGCAGCGAUGCCCAAACCGAAACCUCUCGAUGUGAAAUCUGCCAGUGGGAGGGAUCGACGUCUGUCGAGCCGUUGA